UGCGCAGUUCUCGCCUGUGGACUCCGGGUGAAGAAAAUAGAACACGAAAUGGCGUCCGCUGCAGAUUAUAACAGUUACGGGCAGGCCGGAGGCCAGCAAGGGUACAGCUCCUAUGCUGCCCAGCCCUCUCAGGCCUACGGACAGGGUGCCCAGCAAUCAUACGGACAGCAGCAGGGCUAUGGCUCAUACACCCAACCUGCUGAUUCAGCCUACCCUCAAACUGGCAGCUCAUCUGGGAGUUACGGUCAGCAGGCUUAUGGGUCGUCAUAUGGGCAGCAGCCACCAGCCAGCAGUGGCUACAGCGCUACCCCUGCUGGCUCACAGGGCUACAGUCAGCCUGUACAGGGAUAUGGAGCCAGUGGCUAUGAUGCCUCUUCAGCUACUGCUGCUUCAUCCUCCAGCAGCAACCAGACCUCAUACGGUGGCCAGGCCGGCUACGGAGCCCAGCCUGCUUAUCCUGGAUACGGACAGCAGCCCGCAUCCUCCGCACCACCCAGUUACAGUUCUAGCAGCCAGCAGCCUUCCAGCUACGAGCAGAGCUCCUACUCCCAGCCUCCCCAGCAGGGGUCAUACUCCCAGCCGCAGCAGGGCGGCUACCAGGGCCAGCAAGGCUACGGCCAGCAGAGCUCCUACAGCCAGCAGGGCGGAUAUCAGCAGCAGGCCCCGCCUCAGCAGCAACAAGCUCCGCCUUCCAGCUAUGCUCCUCCCUCUGGGUCCUAUGGUCAGCCUCCCUCUAGUCAGUAUGGGCAGCAGAGCAGCAGUGGAGGUGGAUAUGGCCAGAGUGACUACAAGCCACCCAGUCAGUAUGGUAACUAUAGGCAGGACCACCCGAACGGCAUGGGUAGUGGCUACUCGGGCCCAGAAUCCGGUGGCUAUGGGGGUCCUGGAGAGGGCCGUGGAAUGGGAGGGGGGGACAGCCGUGGGCGUGGCCGUGGUGGGUUUGACCGGGGCAUGAUGCGAGGUGGCGGAAUGCGUGGCGGCAUGGGCCGUGGAGGCAUGGGCACCGCUGGAGACAGAGGUGGCUUCAUUAAGCCUGGUGGACCAGAUUCAGAGAUGGGAGGUCCAGAGGAGCAGGAUGACUCUGAGAACAGCACCAUCUACAUCACUGGUCUGACUGAAAACGCUACGUUGGAUGAAGUGGCUGACUUUUUCAAGCACAGUGGGAUCAUCAGGAUUAAUAAGCGUACUGGCCUUCCUGCUGUGAACAUUUACACUGAUAAGGAGACGGGCAAGCCGAAGGGAGAUGCCACCCUGUCCUACGAGGAUCCCCCAUCUGCCAAGGCGGCUGUGGAGUGGUUCGAUGGUAAAGACUUUCAGGGGAAGAAACUGAAGGUGUCGAUGGCUCGCCGGAAGCCCAUGAUGGGGAUGAUGCGUGGUGGAAUGCCAAUGAGGGGAGAUCGUGGUGGCAUGAUGGGACGAGGAGGGAUGAUGGGGCGUGGUGGAAUGGGCCGGGGAGGAGACCGUGGAGGAUUUGUGCCGCGUGGAGGGCCGAGGGGAAUGGGCCGUGGUGGCCCAACUGGAGGAAACAUGCAGCAGCGGGCUGGAGACUGGCAGUGCCCCAAUGCUGGCUGUGGAAACCAGAACUUUGCUUGGCGGAUGGAAUGUAACCAGUGUAAGGCACCCAAACCUGAAGGCUUUGGACCACCGCCCUUCCCUCCAGGUGGUGAGCGAGGCCGAGGUGGUCCCGGGGGGAUGCGCGGUGGACGGGGAAUGGACCGGGGUGGACCUGGAGGCCCUGGAGGUCCCGGCGGUUUCCGUGGUGGAAGAGGAGGAGACCGUGGCGGCUUUAGAGGCGGGCGUGGCAUGGACAGAGGCGGUUUCGGUGGCAGGGGCCGGGGUGGCCCACCCAUGGAUGAUAUGGGACGAAGAGGGAGAGGAAUGGGCCCACCAGGCAAAAUGGACAUGAAGGGAGAUCAUCGGCAGGAGAGGAGGGAGAGACCGUACUGAAGGACGUCUCUCUGAAUCCCCCUCUUCGUGUGUUUCAGCAGAUUUUAAUGGUGUAAUUCUGUAUUUAUAAUGGUUAGUUUGGAGGUCUCGGCCGCUCUGCAGGCGGUCUGUAGUAACACUUUUAUUUUUUUAUUAGGAUUUCUGUUUGUUUCUGUGCUGUUUUUCUGUGCUGGAGCUGAUGGUGUGUCAGGAUGCCGUGCAUGCAGUUCUGUGUACAGAUGGAUUGUGGAAGAUCUUUAUUGUGCAACGAUCCGUUUCUUUUUUUAUGCUUACUCUCCUGUUUUGCUUUACCUGCUUCUGAUCCUGAUCCUGCACCACAUGUUCAAUUAAAAAAAGUUCUGACUA
Molecule: messenger RNA, 2292 nt
Organism: Astyanax mexicanus (Mexican tetra)
Lineage: Eukaryota; Metazoa; Chordata; Actinopteri; Characiformes; Acestrorhamphidae
Gene: ewsr1a
Product: EWS RNA-binding protein 1a
Exons: 16
Coding region: 49-1947 (632 amino acids)
Biological process (GO): regulation of DNA-templated transcription
Cellular component (GO): nucleus
Molecular function (GO): transcription coregulator activity; RNA binding
Source: RefSeq, a predicted model, not a curated record